AAGACGAGCUGAAGCUAGCACCUGUCCCAGUCAAUGUAGAAGGGAACGAAACCAAGGAGGAAAUUGGUGAGGAUGUUGGUGAGGAUGUAAUGGAGGGUUUAAACAAGCUGGAUCAAGUCAUCGACGAGGAGUCCGAGGUGAUCGCUUCUCAAGAGUUGGAGGCUGUCCGUCAUGAGCUUGCCGCCAAAGAAGAGGAGUUACAAGAACUACGUUUACGAACUGACACGCUGAAUGAGAGAGAGGACGAACUGAUCAGCUUGCGGCGAGAGAAUGAGGAACUCAAAAUGCGAAGCGGAGAACACGGUGAGCUGUUAAAUAAAGACGAGUCUUUGGUCGAAAAAGAUCGCGCGUUGGAGGAGCUUCGACAAGAGAACGAGGAAAUGCGAAGAAGAAUCAGUGAGCUGGAGGAAAAGCUCAAGAAUGAAAUAGCUAUGCGAGAUCGCGAAAUCGAAAGGCUUUACGCUCGAAACAACGAACUUUCGUCCAACGAUAAAGAGCUGGAGAAUUUGAGACAGUUACGCGAUACGUUUGUUUCUCAAGAAAAGGAACUCGAGAAGUUGAGACUUAUGAAUCAAGAUUCCAGCUCUGGUCAACAUGAGCUUGCUGCUAAACUUACCGAGCUGCAACAGAAGCACGACGAAUUGUUAAUGGAGGUAAGUGAAAUGGAGAAAUUGAAGCGAGUAAAUCAAGAGCUCACUCGCAAAGUUGACGAAGGUGAUAUAUUUCGAAAAGAGUUGGAGAAAACCCAAGCAGAGAAGAAAGAUUUGGUUGAGAAGUUGAAGGAGGUAGAGCGCGAGAGGAGAGAAUCUAAAAAAAGUGAAAACAACGAUGCGGAAAACUUGAGACAGAGAAACCUUGAGGUAGCGGCCAAGAGCAAAGAUGCAGAGGAGAUGAGGACAAAUAUUAUCAAGUUGACUGCCCAGAUGCGUGAAAUGGAAAAACAGAGCCAAGAGAAGGCGAACAAGCUGCAGAAAGAGCUGCAAGACGCCGCUUCCGAGAAAAAACAGCUUCUGGACAGGAUAGCCGAGUUGGAAGAAAGUCAGGCUCAGGAUAAAGAUGUGGAAAACAGCUCAAAGGAGGUUGAGGAUUUAAAACUCGAGAACAUCUUCUUGGUGGAAAGGGCGAAAGAAAUAGAUGAACUGAAGUCUGCUGUGGCCAAACUAGCGGCAGAAGCCAAGGAAAACUUGUCCUUUAAGGAGAAGUACAAAGAGCUUUGUGAUGUGGAGACUUAUUUAACCAAACAGGUUAGCACCGCAGAAACAAUUGCCCGACAAAAAGACAAGAAACUGAAAGAAUCAGAAAACAAGAUAAAUACUUUGACCGAAGCUGUUAAAGACAUGGAGGCCAAGCUGGAGGAGCAGGAGCAAAAUAAGUUAUACCUGGACCAGCUACUGGCCAUGCUGAAGGACAGGGACCCGACCCUCUUACACGUCAUCAACACUUCGCUUGCGUCAAGCGAGCAAGAGGAAUGGUGCUGAAUGAUGAAGUUGUUUCUACAGUUUUUUAGACUGCCUUUUAUUGCACGGACCGAGGCGUUUUUGAAGUUAACCGUCGAAAUGCUGUACACAGAUCCGGCGCUGUUAGAUAGUUUCAAAACAUCAGGUUAGAUCAGAUAGUGACGUAGGUUACUUACCUUUCAGGUAGCUUAUGUUAUGAUUCAGAUUGGUUUAAAGUAUCAAUAAUAGUAAAUCCACCCGUUUUCAUACAUUUUUCGAUAUUAAUGAGUAGGUCAUUUUAUUGUUAGGAAGUCAAGAGAACAUCUUCUGUCUCAAAAGCUUCCAUCAAUGAACCGAGCCCGUGGUUUUUAUCAGUGAAGUUGCUAAACAACCCAUCUCUCUGCACGACGCUGUGAUUGCUCGUGUCGCUUGAAAAAUACUUGGUCCAAACUCUUCGAGUUUUUUUUAACGAAAACACCAUUUAAUUCUUUGAUCUAGAUUAACUUCCUAUUUGCUUGGUAUUUUAACAGUGUACGCGACAUCGGCUGAACCAAUAUGCAACGGGUGAACCAUAAAGUAAAUAUAUUACAAAGAGAAAACAUUUUUAAAAAUAUAUAUUUAACGAAAACGUCAGUGCCUUUCACGAUGAAAGGUUAUCCUCUUUCAUCUCGGAUUUCCAAAGGGAGGGAAGGGUAACCUUUGAAAACAUUUAUAGACAACAAAUACUCUGAAUGGAGAAUGCAGUAGCUAGAAAAAAAAAAAAAAAA
Molecule: messenger RNA, 2203 nt
Organism: Stylophora pistillata
Lineage: Eukaryota; Metazoa; Cnidaria; Anthozoa; Scleractinia; Pocilloporidae
Biological process (GO): signal transduction
Molecular function (GO): protein binding
Source: RefSeq, a predicted model, not a curated record